Molecule: messenger RNA, 1029 nt
Organism: Amyelois transitella
Lineage: Eukaryota; Metazoa; Arthropoda; Insecta; Lepidoptera; Pyralidae
Exons: 2
Coding region: 376-1029 (217 amino acids)
Source: RefSeq, a predicted model, not a curated record
GGGACUUCCCCCUACUCUUUACCUUAUUCAACAUGUAUCUUUCAAAACUUCUUGACGUAUCUAAACAAUGUUUUCUUCGGUACCAUAGCAACAACCGGUAUCCAAGAAGAUUUACAUUGUCAUCAUUUGUAGAGAGGAUAAAGAGUCUUCCUCACUGUACAACUCAAUUAAAUUUAUUAAACUUAAAUUGUCAAUAACUUCAAAACUAACCAUAUAAAAGUACUACUUCCUUUGCACGAUAUGUUGAUCAAGUGCUAUAGAACCAUUUUUUUUUCAUUAAUGUAUAUCCUCCCGAACACGGGGUAUAGUAUGUAAUCCAAACCUUGAUUUUUUAUAAAAGAACUGGUCAUAAGUAUUAUAUAUUUCUAGCUACCUAUGAAAACAUCAAGCACGCCAGCAACACUAAGGCCCAAUGUUCCCUCGACUUCGCGUGCUCUUCAACGAAAACAGGAUGCGGAUUUUGUAGCUUCAUCCACGUGUUCAUCUCUUAUAGAAUCGAUUGUCGCAGUCGCUGGACAAGAAAGCACUACCGUCAAACGAAAGAUGAGCGACGGCGACGAUGAGCAAACACGAAAAAAACCACACACGACUUUGAUUGAUUCAGGCAUCACUAAAAAUGUUCCAAGCAAACCGGCUCAAGAAACUCUUAUGAAGAAAAUUGGUCUACUGCAACAGAGAAUAAAUGUUCUUACUGAAGCAAGGGACACUGGUAUAGCCAAAGAUGAUGUUCACAACGAAAUAAAAAAACUACGCAAAGAGUUGAAAGAAGAAGAGAAAUGUUUAAAGAAAAAAAGAGACUCUGCUAAGCGUGCAAAAAAGUUUCGAGCCAAAGAAAAACUGGAGAAAACUGAACGUCAGAGAAACGAUCCUGCUGCAACUAGUGAUUGCAAUCUCGCAAAACGGGAUCCAGCAUUCCCGCGGGAUCCCGCACCACUUAUUAAUGUUCUGGAUCCCGCACCUUUAAAACGCGGAUCCGCGGAUGGCGCUAAUUACAAUUUUCCGCUAAAACGUUCUUGUAGUUUCGCGUAA